Molecule: messenger RNA, 1373 nt
Organism: Salmo salar (Atlantic salmon)
Lineage: Eukaryota; Metazoa; Chordata; Actinopteri; Salmoniformes; Salmonidae
Source: RefSeq, a predicted model, not a curated record
AUUACUUCAGUAACCUCCUUUUAAGAGAAGGUAAGCCUGAUAUACUGUAGUUGCAGGUGAUCUGUUAGAAAAGUGUGUGGGCAGGAUGUUAAUGUUUUGGUUAUCCUUUACUGACUGGUUCAGCUGGGGCCGCUCUAUCAACUAGGGGCUGGGCUUGGCUCACACACAAGUUUCAGCCAAUCAAGUGACAUAUGCUUGCUAUAAGAAGGCCAAGCCCCUGUAAGAGAGUUACAGUUGUUCAUUGCUAAACAAGAUACUGCACCACAUCAUCAUAGAGCCUAUCAUCCCUUCAGCAGUCAUGAAGGUUGCAUCUUUCAACAUCCAGAAAUUUGGGCAGCGUAAGCUAUCAAACCCAAACACCCUUGCUACCCUUGUGAAGAUUGUGUCUCGCUAUGACAUCAUAGUGAUUCUGGAGGUGGUGGACGAGAGCGGCACUUCAGUGGAAACGUUCCUGAAGGAAUUAAAUAAGUGUCAUUACAGGGCUAAUGAAAAUCAAAAAUACACUCUGAAAAUCAGCCCUCGUCUGGGAAGAGACAAAUACAAGGAGCAGUUUAUGUUUCUGUACAGGACUAAUGCUAUUAAACGUGUUGACACCUGGCAAUAUGAGGACAACCAGGCUGGAGAUGUGGACGCCUUCGCCAGGGAGCCUUACAUUCUUCGCUUCAAAUGUCUCCACUCUGUGCUUGAGGACUUGGUACUGAUCCCAGUGCACACCAAGCCUGAGGAUUCAGUGAAAGAGCUGGAUGAGCUUUAUGAUGUCUUCCUGGAAGUGACAAAGAAAUGGAAGACUGAUAACGUCAUGAUCCUAGGUGACUUCAAUGCAGACGGUUCCUACCUUUCUAAAAAGGGCAUGAAAGCCAUCCGUAUCCGCAGUGACAAAAAUUUCCACUGGCUGAUUAAAGAUGACGUGGAUACCACAGCAAACACAGGCAACGAUAACACUUAUGACAGGAUUGUGAUCUAUGGGGUUGACAUGCUUAACGCCAUCGUGCCAAACUCUGCCAAACCGUUCAACUUCCAGAUUGCAUAUGGGCUUUCUGAAGAAGAUGCCCUGAAGGUGAGCGACCAUUACCCUGUGGAGGUAGAGCUGAAAAGAAAAACACCAACAAAACAGAGCUCUGCGACUGGGAAAUAGAACCCUGUACAUGGACAGGAGGACAGAGGAAGUGAGUGAAGAGGUGAUGGAUCUGGAGAAGAAGGCUUAUAAGGAUGGUCAAGCUUAGGAAAAGUUACAUUGAACUGUGAUUAAAUCUUACCUCAUUACUAGUCAUAUUAAUACUGUAUAUCAUAUUUGUAUGUCUAGUGUAGCUACUGAUCUAAAACUGAUGUGUAUCUUGACCGAAUCUCAAAUAAAGAUGAUGGAGUGAAAAUCC